AUGGCCAUGGAGGGAAAUGGCAGGGAAUCGGACCACGAUGAUCCCCCCCUCUGUAUACCCGUAUCCUCUCUGCUCUCCCAUUUCGAGAACCUGUCACACCGCAAAACUCUGUCUUCAGUUGGCACAAAACCGCAUGAAUCAUCUAGUCGUUUCUUGAGAACACCCGAGCCUGGUGAUGAGCCGCGCUCUUCGACCCGCGCCUCCCUGGAUCUACCUCGGCCACACUCUCCGUGGAAUUCGACACUCGAUGAAAGACAGAGUCGCCGCGCCGAUCAAUCUACAAGUCCAUAUGGUGCUCAGACAGGAGCUCGCGGAUCUCCCGGUCGUCGUUAUGGCCGGCCCAUCUCGAUGAGCUUGAACCGCUCGUCACCACAGCUGCCGCCCACUUUAACUGUCGAUUCACCCCAAUCGCCGCCGCGAGAGCUCAGGCGGGAUCGUUCACUCCCCCGUCAAGAUGAUAAUCGCAUGGCUAGGAGCUCGAUUCAUCUUCCUAGGGCGUCCGUUUCCGCUGGAGUCUCUCCCGCACCUCCUCCUCCGAGGCCGAUUACGCCGCAGCUUGGAUCAUCUGUUCCGCUAGGAGACACAGCCCAACGGCUAUCGCCCAACUCUCUCACAGUGAAUGGGAAUGGUGGCCCAACUGAUCGGAAGCUCAAGAGUGCUUCGCUGCCUCCUCCCGCUAACAGGGCAUCGAAGCCAAAGAUCCCAGCUAAACCGGCCCAGUUCUCCCACCCGGAUACGAAUACACUAGCUCCAAGAUCCGAAUUGGCCUCAUCUGAUGACCAUGUUUCACCUUUCAACACUCCGCCCAGCAGCCCGGAAAAGCUCCCACCCAAGCCAAUUUCGGCUAGCAAACCUUCCCCGAAGCUUCCUCCGGGACGCCCUACAACUGAGCCCCCAACUAGGCGAUCCUUUGAUGAGCGAUCGCCUACACCAAGUUUCCAGGCAAAGCAUGAUGCGCGGGAGUUGGGCUUCUCCCGGACCCGUCCUGUUCCCGAGCCUUCUCGGUCUACUAAGCCCUUGAUGGUGCAAAUCCCACCUACGUCUUCUGUAUACCCAGAAGCUUCCACCGCUCCGCCCCUUUCAACACAGAAGCUACGAGUAAGCGACAGUCCCCAUGACCGUCCAGGUCUUCCUCCUCGACCAAUCGGUUCCACCCCUCGACCGAAUGUGCUUUCACCGGCUCGGGAACCCCCUCGGCAGGUAAACAAUUCUAGCCCGAUGACACCUAUUGCUCGAUCUGCUCCGUCUCAUGCCCAUUUGAACCAAUCCCAGAAACCCUCGGCCCCUCCAAAGGCAACAAUCCCUGCCUCCUAUCAGGAACGUCGCCCAGCACGCACGGACACCGAGGAGGAGGAAUUGAUCACAGAGGAACCUCCAAUUUCACGUACCGACUACCCUGAUGCUUCGAUGGCUAACCGGAGGCCACCAUUCCUUAAGACAGGCCCUAAGGAGAUCCUCACUCGAUACGACACUCGCUUGAUGGACGUGUGCGGCAAAUACGUAUGCACAGCCGGCUAUUUAACGCGCAUAUGGGAUCUCACGACCGGCGAGCAGGUUAUGAGCCUCUCGCACGGAGAAACCGUGAAGACCCAUUCUCUAGCGUUCAAGCCUGGAGCAACACUCGAAGAAGAAGGCAAACGCAUUUGGCUUGGAACAUCCGCUGGUGAUAUUCAUGAAGUUGACAUUGCUUCCGAGUCCAUUGUGGCUACGCGUGCUUAUCCCUCUCGUCGGGAGGUCAUUAAGAUCCUGCGUCACAAGAAAGAGAUGUGGACACUCGACGACGAAGGCCGUCUCUUGAUUUGGCCUGCUGAUGAGUCUGGCACACCUAAUCUACAAUACAGUUAUCACGACCCCCACGAACGGGUGGCUCGUGGCCAUACAUUCUCCAUGGUUGUGGACGACAUGCUUUGGCUGGCAACUGGCAAGGAUGUCCAUAUUUACCGACCGAACGCACGCGAUGACGCCUCGUUUAAGCUCUUUAAGCGGCCAUUGGGUCUUCAGCACUCUGGCGAUGUGACAUCUGGCACAUAUACUACAAAAGAUGGUGGCCGCGUAUAUCUGGGACACGCAGAUGGCAAAGUCACUAUUUAUUCUUCAUCAGAUUACUCAUGUCUCGCUGUGGUCAAUGUCAGCGUCUAUAAGAUCAACUGUCUUGCCAUUGUUGGAGACUACUUGUGGGCAGGUUAUAAAACGGGCAUGAUUUACGUUUACGAUGUUAAGACCAAUCCAUGGACGGUGAAGAAGGAUUGGCGCGCCCAUGAUAGCCCUGUGUCCGCGUUCGUGCUUGAUACUAGUAGUGUCUGGACUCUCAACCGCCUGCAGGUGACAUCCCUUGGCACAGAUAAUUGCAUCCGUCUCUGGGAUGGUAUGCUGGAGGAUGACUGGCUGGAUGCUCGCAUGCAAACCAAGGAUGUCGAAUUCUGCAAUUUCCGAGAAAUUCGAACUGCCAUAGUUACGUGGAAUGCCGGCGCUUCAACACCAGGCAGUGUGCGGACUUCGGACUUCAUUCGGGAUGCUGUCCAUCCAGAAGACCCCCCAGACAUCGUUGUUUUUGGAUUCCAAGAGUUGGUUGAUCUGGAAAACAAAAAGAUCACUGCUAAGAGCUUGCUCCUUGGAAGCAAGAAGAAGGAGAAUGGAGAGAAAGAGCAUAUGAGCCGGCAGUACCGGGUGUGGAUCGAUCACCUCACCCGCACACUGCAUGAGUGUAUGCCUCUCGAGGAAUCUUACGUUCUUCUGCACAGUUCCAACAUGGUUGGACUGUUCACCUGCGUAUUUGUCAAGCACAAAGAACGCCACAAUAUCAAAAACGUCAAUGCCUCGGAGGUUAAGCGAGGAAUGGGCGGGUUGCAUGGAAACAAGGGCGCUCUUGUCUUCCGCUUCGUCCUUGACGACAGCUCUAUGUGUUUUGUCAACUGCCAUUUAGCAGCGGGACAAACACAAACCGCUCACCGUAACAACGAUAUCGCUGCGAUCCUUGAGGCGGAAACCCUGCCGUCAGAAAACAGCCUGAGUACCCGGACUAAUCAAUUCGCAAGCGGUGGUGAUGGCUCAAUGAUCAUGGACCAUGAAGUUUGCUUCUUGAACGGUGAUCUUAACUACCGUAUUGAUGCCAUCCCUCGUAACGUGAUCAUCGACGCCGUCCGACAAAACAACCUUCCCAAACUCCUUGAGCGUGACCAGCUUCUGGCGUCUCGACGAAAGAAUCCAGGCUUCCGACUCCGCAGCUUCAUCGAAGCUCCGAUCACCUUUGCGCCAACCUAUAAAUACGACGUUGGUAGUGAUCAAUACGAUUCGAGCGAGAAGAAGCGUUCUCCCGCCUGGUGCGACCGCGUCUUGUAUCGCGGCGUCGGCCGCGUCAAGCAACUCGAAUACCGACGCCACGAGGUCCGUGCCUCCGAUCACCGACCCGUCAGUGCCACCUUCAAGGUUCGCGUCAAAACGGUUCUGCCGCAGGAACGAGCUGCAACAUGGGAGACCUGCCAACAGGAGUUCCAGGAUGAGAAGCGGCGGUUGGCUUCUGAGGCUAGCAUCGAAUACCUCAUCACCGUCCUCGGCACCGAUCCCCGCCAAGCCCGUGCGCUAAUCCUGAAGGGUCAAUGA
Messenger RNA from Penicillium cosmopolitanum, 3600 nucleotides. RefSeq names its product putative inositol polyphosphate phosphatase. Gene Ontology annotation, molecular function: phosphatidylinositol-4,5-bisphosphate 5-phosphatase activity; protein binding. Gene Ontology annotation, biological process: phosphatidylinositol dephosphorylation. The coding region runs from base 1 to 3600 and encodes 1199 amino acids. The transcript is spliced from 7 exons. The record is from RefSeq and is a predicted model, not a curated record. NCBI's taxonomy places the organism in Eukaryota, Fungi, Ascomycota, Eurotiomycetes, Eurotiales, Aspergillaceae.